This is a messenger RNA of Prorocentrum cordatum, 519 nucleotides long. The record is from the annotation of a GenBank genome assembly. NCBI's taxonomy places the organism in Eukaryota, Dinophyceae, Prorocentrales, Prorocentraceae.
AUGCGGACGGGCAGGAGAAGCAGGUCGGAAAGACUAGGAUUCGACUUGGCUGGGCGCAGCCGAUCGGCGUCAUGCAUCUGGAGACCAUCGAGGUGCGUCGCUUCACGGGCUACUGGAGCGCGAGGCCCCAGAACAGGCCCAGCACUGGCAAGGACGCGCCUGGUCAGCCCUCAGGAAAGAAAGAGGUACGCCGACAUAAACAAGGUGGCCCGGUGGUUCGGCAUACUGCUCGCCGUCUCAAUCGGCGUGUGGAACAGGGAGCAGUCGCCCUUCUACUGCCAGGAGGCGCACCUGCUCGCGAUCAAGGACGAGGAAAAGCAGCACCGCCGUCUGGUGCGGUACUACAAGAGCCUCGGCUUCAAGACCCUGCGGGAGGAAGACGAGCUGACGUUCCAAGACGCGGUCACGUGGGGCGGCGAGGGCACGUUGAUGAACGUCGACGCCGACGACUUCAUGAGGCAGUGGACGCCCGUCGUCCGGCAGCUGGCCGGGAUCCAGAUGCCCACGCCCCCCAAGUAA